AAGCCGAGUUCAUUCCGUAGAAUGCCCUGGAUGUCCCUCCUGGAGCGCUGGAUUGCCGGGAAAACCCCGCAGUCUGUUGAAGAUGCACUGGUCACCAGAGCAUGCCCAGUCCCUAAACCAGUGGCCGGAGCAGCACCUCGACGUCUCCUCCACCACCUCCUCACCUGCCCACAAGUCCGACCUCUACCCCAGCACCCGCCAGCGCUUCAACUACGCCUGGGCCAACGACGACAUCUCCGCGCUCACCGCCUCCAACCUCCUCAAGAGGUACGCCGAGAAGUACUCGGGGGUGCUGGAAGCGCCCUACGAGCGCCCGGCGCUCAGCGGCUACGGGGAUGGAGCCUUCGGGCCGGUUAAUGGGCAGAAGGGGGGAGGGGGGGCGCCGGCCCCCCCCUCCCCGCUGCGGCUCCCCCCCAAAGCGCCAGUCUUCAGCAGCCCGCCGGUGGAGGAGCAGCCCAAGAACGUCGACCCCCUGGUCUUGGAGCUGGUGAACACCAAGAUCGUGGAGCGGGGGCCGCCCGUGCAGUGGACAGACAUCGCCGGGCAGGUCUCCGUGAAGGCUGCCAUCGAGGAGGAGCUGGUGUGGCCCAUCCUGCGUCCUGGUGCCUACACUGGGGCGAGCCGGCCACCCCGAACCAUCCUGCUGUUCGGUCCCCGCGGCACAGGGAAGACCCUGCUGAGCCGGUGCAUCUCCACCCAGCUGGGCUCCACCUUGCUGAAGCUCAGCGGGACAACCCUGCUCUCCACCUGGAAAGCUGAAGCUGAGAAGAUCCUGCAGACUGUCUUCUUCAUGGCCAGCUGCCGGCAGCCCGCAGUUGUGCUCAUCACCGAGGCCGAGUCCUUGCUGCUGGCCCGGGCUGGCGAGGACAGCACCCAGGUGAGCAACCUCAAGUCCCAGCUCCUUUCCUACCUGGACAACGUGGCUACCUCAUCCGAGCAGAAUGUGGUCGUCAUCGGGACCACCUCCCGGCCUGGCAGCAUGGACGAAGCUUCCCACCGGCGUUUUGCCAAGCGGUUCUACAUCUCCCCACCAGACAGCAUCGCCCGCCGGCAGAUUCUCCACCAUGCCCUGGCUCAGCAGAGCUCCUGCCUGAGUGAGCGGGAAAUGGCCUCCCUGGUGCAGCACACGGAGAACUUUUCGGGCAGCGAGCUGGUUCAGCUCUGCCAGCAUGCUGGGGCCACCACGCUGCACGGUUUGCCGGGCCAGCUCCAGCCCACCUCCUACCAGGACUUUGAGAAGGCAUUCUGCAAGGUCCGUCCCGCCGCCUCCCAGAAGGAGCUGGACUUGUUCCUGGAGUGGGAUAAAAUGUACGGCACCAGGCACUGACGGCGUGGCAUUGGGGGGUUGGGGUUCGGGGACAGACCC
Messenger RNA from Egretta garzetta (little egret), 1366 nucleotides. RefSeq names its product fidgetin like 2 (gene FIGNL2). Gene Ontology annotation, molecular function: ATP binding; ATP hydrolysis activity; microtubule severing ATPase activity. Bases 83 to 1327 code for a protein of 414 amino acids. NCBI's taxonomy places the organism in Eukaryota, Metazoa, Chordata, Aves, Pelecaniformes, Ardeidae. The record is from RefSeq and is a predicted model, not a curated record. The transcript has 4 exons.